This is a messenger RNA of Enterobius vermicularis (human pinworm), 1077 nucleotides long. NCBI's taxonomy places the organism in Eukaryota, Metazoa, Nematoda, Chromadorea, Rhabditida, Oxyuridae. The record is from the annotation of a GenBank genome assembly.
AUGGCUACCACGAAUAAAUAUUCGUCGUUAAAAAUUGCGUCCCCGUUGGAAGGCUCGCAACCUGUCAACCAGUUCACGGCAUUUUCGCCGCAGGCUGUAGUCCAACCGCUUUAUUAUGCGCCCCAGUACUGCACUGCAUUAGGAACUCCAACCGAAUCCCUUUGUUAUGCACCAGUGACUCCAACUGCAGUUCAAAUUACUGGUCAACAGUAUCCUUAUCAACCACAGCCUGCCUUGGUUCCAGCAGCUGCUGGUCCACCAACUGCUUUCCCAUGUUAUACUGUCCCACCUCCUGAACCGUAUGGUGGAUCCUAUCAAAAUCCACAACUCGAAUCAGUUCCCAGUAAUGCAUAUGUGUCGGCGAGUCCUCAUGUGGGAUAUAUAGCUUCGUCACCAGUUGUUUUUAUGCCGCAACAAACUAAUUUCUUACCCCAAUCAGCACAGUUUCUCGCUCCGAACUCUAUACAGACACCUGUAACGACAGCAACUUGUGAUCAGUUUACCUCAUUCCUAAACCCUCGUAGUUCAGUAAACGUACCGACAGUGGCAUGCAGGCCUUUAAACCUUCCAGGACGGACAGAAUUUCCAAAAAACGUGACUAACGUUCAAGAGACUUCUCGCGAUUUUGGAAGUGGAGUGGGGCUGCGCCAUCCACGUAAACAGAAUUUAAAAUACAAAACUAAACCAUGCAAGAAUUACUCGAAAGACGGUUUUUGUCCCUACGGGGAUCGUUGUCAAUUUAUCCAUGAAGAUGCCUUCGUGACUCCGAAGUUCCCCGUUACAGAUGCGCUUCCUGCUUCAGAAAAUUUGACGGAUUCGAACAACUUGCUCGUUGAUCCUUCGGAACAAGAUUUAUCUCACCGUUUAUGUAGCUCAGUGCCUGUAAGUCGAAAGAUUUUGGAGGAUACAGAUAUGAAAUUUGCGGAUAAAGGAAGGAGGACUUAUCGAGAGAAUUUUACACUUGGCGUUGGCUGUAAAAAACCGACUGUUGUGGAUGGUCCCCAUUUGCCUGGUCUAGUUCAGAGUACCGAUCUCAACGCAUCCCCGGUUCCACAAAGAGUCUUCAACGGAUUCUGA